CCUUCGCCGCCGCCGCCGCCAUGAGGACGCCGGGCGAGGUGCUGCGCGAGGGCGAGCUGGAGAAGCGCAGCGACAGCCUGUUCCAGCUGUGGAAGAAGAAGCGCGGCGUGCUCACGCCCGACCGCCUGCGCCUGUUCCCCGCCGGGCCCGGCGCGCGCCCCAAGGAGCUGCGCUUCCACUCCAUCCUCAAGGUGGACUGCGUGGAGCGCACCGGCAAGUACGUCUACUUCACCAUCGUCACCACCGACCGCAAGGAGAUCGACUUCCGCUGCGCGGGCGAGAGCUGCUGGAACGCGGCCAUCACGCUGGCGCUCAUCGACUUCCAGAACCGCCGCGCCCUGCAGGACUUCCGCAGCCGCCAGGAGCGCGCCGCGCCCGCCGCGCCCCCCGAGCCCCGGCCGGCCCGCGCGCCCUGA
Molecule: messenger RNA, 416 nt
Organism: Enhydra lutris kenyoni (northern sea otter)
Lineage: Eukaryota; Metazoa; Chordata; Mammalia; Carnivora; Mustelidae
Product: pleckstrin homology like domain family A member 2
Exons: 1
Coding region: 21-416 (131 amino acids)
Biological process (GO): placenta development; positive regulation of apoptotic process
Molecular function (GO): phosphatidylinositol phosphate binding
Source: RefSeq, a predicted model, not a curated record